AUGCAAUUGCUCAUCAUCGCUUCCGUAAUCGGUCUGUGCGCAUGCGGCACCCUACCGCAGUACAACAACUACAACCUACCACAGUACAGGCAGUACUACCAGGAACGACCCAGAGCUUCGCUUGAGAGAAACGCAGCCAUCUUGAGAUCAGUUUCAGAUGCCAAUGAAAAUGGUUACCACUACGCCUACGAUACAGAGAAUGGCAUCCAAGCUGAAGAAACUGGAGUAGAGAACAACGGGAUCCAGGCCCAGGGAGGCUACUCGUAUACCGGCGACGACGGUCAGGUAUACAGCGUCAGAUAUACUGCUGAUGCCAACGGCUUCCAGCCCCAAGGUGCCCAUCUGCCAACACCACCACCAGUGCCAGAAGCCAUCGCCAAGGCGUUACAGGAGAACGCCAGGGACGAGGCUAACGGCAUUUUUGAUGACGGCAGCUACCACGACGGCAAAUACGACGCUGGUGUUAUCGCGUCUCGGACCUACAACCCACAGCGAUUCGCAGCACCUGCGUACAGACCAUACCGCUUCUAA
Messenger RNA from Leptosia nina, 531 nucleotides. The record is from the annotation of a GenBank genome assembly. Lineage: Eukaryota; Metazoa; Arthropoda; Insecta; Lepidoptera; Pieridae.